AGCUCGCAGUCUCUGAAUCUCUCUCUCCCCGUCCAAUUUCCGUCUCUCUCUCUCUUUUUCUCUCACCGCCUGAUCGCUUAGAAGCAACCAUGCCUCAGGGAGAUUACAUAGAUUUGCACAUUAAGAGGAAUGGAUAUCGCCUCGAUCACCACGAGCGCUUGCGCAAGAAGGAGGCGCGUGCAGUUCACAAGCGCUCCGCCAUGGCUCAGAAGUCUCUAGGUAUCAAGGGUAAGAUGAUUGCUAAGAAAAACUAUGCUGAGAAAGCUCUCAUGAAGAAAACAUUGAAAAUGCAUGAAGAGUCAUCAUCAAGGCGUAAGGCUGAUGAGAAUGUUCAGGAAGGAGCUGUUCCUGCUUAUCUUCUUGAUCGUGAAGACACCACUCGUGCCAAGGUUCUUAGCAACACCAUUAAACAAAAAAGGAAAGAGAAAGCUGGCAAAUGGGAAGUCCCUUUACCAAAGGUCCGUCCAGUUGCUGAAGAUGAAAUGUUCAGAGUGAUCCGAUCUGGAAAAAGGAAAACAAAACAGUGGAAGAGGAUGGUUACAAAAGCUACAUUUGUUGGACCUGCUUUCACAAGGAAGCCUCCAAAGUACGAGCGUUUCAUUCGUCCAUCCGGUCUGCGUUUCACCAAGGCCCACGUCACUCACCCUGAACUAAAAUGCACUUUCUGUCUUGAGAUCAUCGGAAUUAAGAAGAAUCCUAACGGUCCCAUGUAUACAUCACUCGGUGUCAUGACCAGGGGAACAAUCAUCGAGGUCAAUGUGAGUGAGCUUGGUCUUGUUACACCAGCUGGAAAGGUUGUCUGGGGGAAAUACGCUCAAGUGACAAACAAUCCAGAGAACGACGGAUGUAUAAACGCUGUUUUACUUGUGUAACCAAAUGUCCGGCACUGUCAGAGUAGUAUGGAUAGAGACAAGAGGAAGGCGAGAAUCAUGUUGGCUAGUUUUCUUUUGUUUUCUCCUGAAACAAUUUGGUGUUAUUUCAAGUUUUUAUGAAUGUGUGGUUGGUCUUCUCAUCACAUUAACUAGCUAUGUUAGCUUUCUAAGUAUCCCACAUUAUGAAAUUUUGUUGCUUCUAAUGUUCAUUUUGAGCUUCUUAACCGUUA
Arabidopsis lyrata subsp. lyrata is the source of this 1102-nucleotide messenger RNA. Its product is annotated as ribosome biogenesis protein NSA2 homolog. Bases 90 to 872 code for a protein of 260 amino acids. Gene Ontology annotation, cellular component: preribosome, large subunit precursor; nucleolus. The record is from RefSeq and is a predicted model, not a curated record. Gene Ontology annotation, biological process: maturation of LSU-rRNA; maturation of 5.8S rRNA. NCBI's taxonomy places the organism in Eukaryota, Viridiplantae, Streptophyta, Magnoliopsida, Brassicales, Brassicaceae. The transcript is spliced from 9 exons.